UCCGGGGAUGGGAGGCUGAGGCGCGUCGGGAGCUGCUGGGGCGGGGAGCGGGGGGCGAGCGGAGCCAGGCCCGGCCCGGCCCGGCCCGGCCGUGGUCCCGGCCUCUGAGGCCCGUUUGCUCCCCGCAGUCGGGGCCUCUCGGGGCCGUGCCUGGGCUCCUGCCCAGAACCGCGCGCCCGGCCUGGGGCGCUUGGUGCCCCCCCGGCCCCCGCCCGCGGCUGGGUGCUGCCAGGGGCCGGCGAUGCUCGCCAUGGACCCCCCCGCGGGAAAGGCGCUUACCUGGCAGGAGAAGGAAAAGCUCAAAGAAAAGUUAGCCUUCCUGAAAAGAGAAUACAGCAAAACAUUCAACAGGUUACAGCGUGCACAAAGAGCUGAGAGGGUUAAAAAUUAUGUUAAGAAGACUGUUGCAGAACAAAAUCGAUUGCUUAGGCAAGAGGAAACGGAGAAUAAUACCACAGAACUGAUGGAUAAACAGUCUCCCAAUGGUUGCGAUAGACCUGGAACAUGUAGGUUACAGACCAAUACCUGUUCUGACUCAGGCACUGAGAAAAAAAUGUCUGUCACGUUUAAACUUGAGCCUGAAUUCUUCAACAGUGAAGUUAACUUGCAGGAAAAUUCAUUGGCAGAAAGCACAAAUAGUGACCCAGAAAAUAUCCUUUCUGGCCUCAUGCGAUCUGUUAUUGAGGAGAAACAAAACCAACUGCCAAGGAGUAGAAUAACUUUGGUCUCAGAGGGGAGAGAAUCAGCUUGUGAAGUGCCACCAAUCAGUGCUGGGGAAACAUUGGAAAAUCAAAUGGCCAGUACAGAGGAGCCUGGAUCACCAGUAUUCAAGGGGAGGAACACCAUCUCAAACACCAAGAAUAAAAUUCAGAAGGCCCCCAGGCCGGUCAUUGUGAGGGAAGAAAAAGGUUUAACGCCUCAAGAUCCACAGGUAGGAGAUUUGCAGGAAAUGCCUGAAGAAAAUGUAUUUCUGAGUGUCCCCAAACCACUUUCAUACAUGUCGAUGGGUGGCAAUAACGUUCAGCAGCCUGUGUCUCCAUGUGCUGAGGACAUCUGUGAUAGCUGUGAGCCACUGCCCCAGUGGUUAGUGAGUGAUAUCCCUGUUUCACUUGAAAACAUUGAGAAUACAGGAAAAGAACUUGCCUCUAUAGAAAACGAAAUGGAUCGGGAAGAGUUGUGUAAGGCCUUGGAUUUAACUACAGAUAAUCAAUCAUCCCCGGCAGGCAGAAGCAACCCUAGCACUAGUGAAAGCAGACCCCAUAAAGAAAGAAACCACAAUGAGACCAAUAGCUCAAGACCUCUGAACACUGACUCUCUUCUGGAUGAUGUUGAAGAACCUUUGAGGAAUCAAGAGGCUCUGACUGAAGCAGGGUCGCCUGUCCUAGAGAAGACUCCUCCUGCAGCAGAAAAUGCACUGAACUCUUGCACAAUGAUUGAAGGACUUCUCUUUCCUGUAGAGUAUUAUGUUAGGACAACUCGGCGAAUGUCUAAUUGCCAGAGGAAAGUAGACCUGGAGGCUGUCAUUCUCAGCCAGUUGGGCAGGAGGAGGAAAGGGCUGCGAAGUAAACAAAAGCAGAUAAAUUCAAAUUCAGAUCAGCUUUCCCAAGAAACCGCCAGAAGUGAUGUGCAGGCCAGAGGCACUCUGUUCCCUUUUCUAGGUGCAGAGAGUGACCCAGUGAGUUCAAGUAGUUCUCAGAAAUCUCACCCUCUCUCAGAUGAGAGCAGGACCUCCAAUGGUUCUCUUUCUCAGAAGACUGUUAUUAGUACGAAACAAGCUAAGGGAAAAUCCUGGAGGAGAGGAAGGGGCAGAUCGGGUUCUACCUGCAGACCUGCACUGAAUGGGUCAGAAGCACGUCCUGAGACUUCAGAUCUCACAGUGCUAAAGGAAGACAGUCAUCUCUUGUCAAAUGAUUCUCAACAUGAAAAGGAAGACUGUGAGGAUGACCCUGAGAGGACACCUAUACGCAAAACAAGGGUGCUCGUCCCUACAGCUGAUGAGGCUCCAGAAGCGGAAAUGACAGAUGUUAUAUGGCCAACUGAGGCUGAUCUUCCUGAUGGAAGCCAAACAUUCAGCAAAUGCCAUCAGCCUCCAUUAGAACAAAUUCAAAAUCCACUCCAAGGAAAUAGUUUCCUAAAUCCAUGGGAUGAAGCUUUCCCCAGCCCCACACGAGAUCUGGAAGCCAAUGUAAACGUGAGUCAGGCUGAUAAACAGCCAAUGGGACACAUUAAGAAUCAGUGUGUCCAGAAAGUCUGCAGGACUGAGCAGCUGCCAACAGUUAAAGAAUCUCUACCUCAGCACGAUAUCCCAAGUUCCUCUGUGAAACGUAAAGUGAGGCAAGGAUCUAAAGGUAAAAGAGGGCGCAGUCAACAGAUGGACUUGGAAGGUCCAACUCCUCUAGACCAUCUUGGUCUGGAUCCUAUGGCCUUCGAUCCGCCCUUUCACUUCCAGAAUGAGAUGCUCAGUGUCAAGUGGCUGCCCUCGAAGCUGGACAUCAAAGACUUUCAUUUACCCGAUGAGGAGUUUGAGCUCCUUAAAUUUGAGAAACUACAAUCCUGCACAGUGAAACAGCUGGAGCCCUUUGUUCCUUCAGGGUCUGAACACUGGCUGCAGAGUGCUGGAGACACUGUGACUUUAGGGGACAUGAGACUUAAACAAGUGAAUACAGAAGGGAAGAGUCUAGAAAAUAGCUUUAUUUCUCCUUCAAAGACUAUGUCACCUAAACAGCCUCACUUAGAAGGGCAGUUGCACAAGAAGGAGCUUUUUCCAAGGGACUUGCUGCUAACUCCGGCAAGUACAGUCUCAGCUGGUGUAAUCAACCAGCUUGAAUCACAGAUUCACACACCUGCUUUCCCUGUCCUGGGUGCAACCCCAGCUAUCCUGUCACUGGUACACAAUGAGACCUUACCUGACACACUUUCUGUACUUCCUUUGCAAGUGAAAAUGAAUCUCUUCAAAGAACCAGCCAGUCUUGUCGUGGAUGGGAGGGAGUGUAAUAACUCCACAGGUGCAUUGCACUCAGAUAGCUGCAGAACAGGAUCUGACUGUAGGUCUGAUGAAGCUGUCACCCUCAAAGAGUAUCAGCAACCAGGGAAUGGUUCCAAGGAGUGCUGCAGUGCAGAGAACAAACUGACAGCCGAGCAGUUGGCCGUUGCACUGAGUGACAACCUGAGAGACAGGAGCUUGCAACUGACCUCAAAGCUAAAGAACCCCUCAAGUUCUUGUGCUGUGGAUGUGAGCACUGUCUGGUGGGAAUCAGCUGGCUGCACAGAGCUGUGUAUCAUAACUGCUUGUGAGACUUCCAUCUCCCUGUGGAAACCUCUGGCUUCCAACCAGUGGAGAAAGGUGUACACCUGGUGCCUUACAGAGAUUCCAGUAAUACAAAUUGUUCCCUUGCCAGAUGUCUGUAAUCUUGUGUGUGUUGCCUUGGGAGAUCUGGAGAUUGGAGAAAUAAGGCUCUUGCUUUGUUCUUCUGAAGACGGCUCCUUAAAGCAGUCACUAGUGAAAACCGGGAACAUAAAAGCUGUUCUUGGUCUGACAAACAGGAGGCUGGUCAGUAGUAGUGGGACACUUCAAGACCAGCAGAUCGAGAUAAUGUCAGUUUCGGAGGCAGGAAGAAGCAAUGAGAGGCAGACUUUGAUGCCCCCAGAAGAAACCAUUCUGGCUUUUGCUGAGGUAGAAGGGAUUAGAGACGCUUUGGUUGGCACAACUGCAGUGAACAGCCUUGUUGUUUGGAACUUGAAAACUGGCCAGAUUCUGAAAAAGAUGCACGUUGGUUAUUCCUAUCCUGCUUCAAUCUGCCAUCGCGCCUAUUCUGACUCUGGCCUCCUGUUUGUUGUUUUAAGUCACCCACAUGCCAAAGAGAAUGAGUUCUGUGGAAACCCUGCAUUCCGGAUGAGAGUGUUCAAUCCCAAAACAGCCAGAAGCACUGGGGUAAUGUUCUUCUCUCUCCCCUCUGGACACAGCGGAAGGUACCUUGAAGGCGAAGUGAAGGGUGUCUCUGCAGCAGCUGUGCUAACAUCUGGAGCAAUUGCAGUGUGGGACUUAUUUUCAGGCCAAUGUACUGCUCUACUUCCACCAAACGCUGAUGGGAAUUGGUCUUUGGUCAGGUGGUCAGUCACAGAUUCCUGUCUCCUGGCUGGACAGAAAGACGGAAGUGUGUAUGUGUACCAUUAUUCACAAGCCAAGGCAGUAGGGAAGUAAAUGGGUAAUACGAUGGAUUCUAAAACUAACUGUAAUCUAAAGUAAAUUGAGCUGGAUAGGAUUUUGUGUUGAAGAAAGAUUUCUCAGUGUCAUCUGUUCACUUUCCCACAAGUAAACUGGUUUUUUUUCAACUUUAAGUUAGGUUCAAAAGGUCUGUGAGAUGAUGCUGGUCAACCUGGCUGAUUUUGAAUGUGUCUUGUCUUGCUCACUAGAUCUGUGAAGCCAAUGGCACUGUUUAACAGUGAUUGGCUAGAUCUACCUGUUUGGAUUCAGGGUUUGUACAUUUCAUUGUGAAAAGCAUUUUCAGUGGAUUAUCUAGAUGUAAGAUGCUAUUAAACUUUAUUUUUGUAAACUG
Messenger RNA from Mauremys reevesii (Reeves's turtle), 4556 nucleotides. RefSeq names its product partner and localizer of BRCA2 (gene PALB2). Gene Ontology annotation, cellular component: nucleoplasm. NCBI's taxonomy places the organism in Eukaryota, Metazoa, Chordata, Testudines, Geoemydidae. Gene Ontology annotation, molecular function: DNA binding; protein binding. Gene Ontology annotation, biological process: double-strand break repair via homologous recombination. The record is from RefSeq and is a predicted model, not a curated record. The transcript has 13 exons. Bases 242 to 4201 code for a protein of 1319 amino acids.